Messenger RNA from Ochlerotatus camptorhynchus, 2826 nucleotides. RefSeq lists its product as uncharacterized. Gene Ontology annotation, molecular function: nucleic acid binding. The record is from RefSeq and is a predicted model, not a curated record. Bases 1 to 2826 code for a protein of 941 amino acids. The transcript has a single exon. Gene Ontology annotation, biological process: DNA integration. Lineage: Eukaryota; Metazoa; Arthropoda; Insecta; Diptera; Culicidae.
AUGUUUCACCAAGUGGGAAUCCGAGUCGAGGAUCAACAGUGCCAGCGGUUUCUAUGGUGGAACGAAAAGGGAGAAAUCGUUGUUUACGUGAUGCAGGUCAUGACUUUCGGGGCCUGCUGCUCACCCAGCUGCGCGCAAUAUGUCAAAAACAUAAAUGCGGAGCGGCAUGCAGGUGAGUACCCAAAAGCAGCCGAAAUUAUCCAGAAACGGCACUACGUGGAUGAUAUGCUCGUUAGCCUGGAAACCGAGGAGGAGGCAAUACGAAUCGCAAGGGAAGUGAAGCACGUACACCAACAAGGCGGUUUUGAGAUCCGUAAUUGGAUUAGUAAUUCGCCGGCAGUCUUAAGAGCCCUCAGGGAAGAAAGAACGGACGAAAAAGAUUCGGACCUUACGCCAGAAAUCAGCACGGAGAAGGUUCUGGGCAUGUGGUGGUGCACCGCAUCUGACACCUUCACCUACAAGGUCGGGUGGAACCGCUACGAUCGCGCCCUUCUGAUGGGUCAAAUUCGCCCAACUAAACGAGUUGUUCUACGGGUGCUAAUGUCGAUGUUCGACCCUCUCGGGCUGAUCAGUCAUUUCCUUAUGUUCCUGAAGGUCCUCUUACAAGAAGUAUGGCACUCAGGGGUGCAGUGGGAUGAAGAAAUAACUGACGAUGCGUUUACGAAGUGGCAACAGUGGUUGAAGGUAUUGCCUCAGGUCGAACAAGUUAGAGUUUCCCGUUGCUACCGAUCGCUAUCCUACGACUCAGCUGAGGAAGUAGAGCUCCACGUAUUUGUUGAUGCUAGCGAAAACGGUAUCGCUGCUGUCACAUUUUUGCGAUUCAUCAAAAACAGCUCCGUCGAAUGCUCAAUAGUCGCCGCGAAGACCAGGGUAGCACCUCUAAAAUUUGUAUCGAUUCCACGUUUAGAAUUACAGGCUGCAAUCGUUGGCGCUAGGCUAUCGAGGACAAUAACGGAUGCCCUGUCCAUUGACCCAGCCAGGAAGUACUACUGGACAGACUCUCGGCACGUACUGUGUUGGAUAAACUCAGACCAUCGAUGGUACACAGAAUACGUAGCGUUCCGUGUAAGUGAGAUCUUGGAUCUUACCGAGGCAAACGAGUGGCACUGGGUGCCAUCUAAGAUGAACGUUGCAGAUGACGGUACCAAAUGGAGCUCCAAACCCGAUCUUACACCCGAAAGCAGAUGGUUUGUAGGCCCAGAUUUCCUACAGCGGCUGGAAGCGGAUUGGCCUCCACAGCUAACGAAGAGCAGAGCAACAGAAGAAGAACUUCGUCCUAACCUGAUGGCAUGUCACACCUUAUAUGAACCUACAAUAGAUACCAAAAACUUCUCUAGCUGGAAGCGUCUACUUUACGUUGCUGUCCUCGUCCUCCGCUUUCCUGUCAACUGCCGCAAAAAACUCUGCAACGAAACAACUGUCACUGGACCACCAACUACAGAAGAACUUAUAUCAGCUGAAGCCUUUCUUCUACGAUCUGCUCAACGCGAGGGCUAUCCGGAAGAGUCCGCAUAUCUAAAUAAAGCACAGAAAAACUGCAUCACAUCGAGCACAGUGCCGAAGCAGAGUAGUCUGUUCCAGCUAAUGCCUUGGUUAGAUAGCAGAGGUAUCAUGCGGAUGCGAACAAGAAUUGGAGCCUGUCACUACGCAACAGAAGACGCAAAGAAACCAAUAAUUCUUCCACGUGAUCACCCCACUAUCAACCUACUGAUUGCACACUACCAUCAACGAUUCCAUCACCAAAAUCAUGAGUCAGUAAUGAACGAAGUUCGGCAAAGGUUCAACAUUCCGCGCAUCAGUGCUGCAUACGCCAAAGUUAGGAAGAACUGCCAACGAUGCAAAAACGAUCAUGCUUCACCGAAACCGCCGAUCAUGGCUGAUCUUCCACAUCUUCUAGCCGUGUUCUCACCACCUUUCACGCAUACAGGCCUUGACUUUUUUGGACCGAUUGAGGUCUCCGUCGGAAGGCGCAUCGAAAAACGUUGGGGAAUGCUCGCUACGUGCCUAACUAUUCGUGCAAUCCAUAUUGAGGUGGUACACUCACUGAGCAGUGAUUCCUGCAUAAUGGCGAUUCGCAAUUUCAUCGCCCGCCGAGGUACGCCUAGAAGGAUCUACUCCGAUAGAGACACGAACUUCAUAGGGGCGUUACGUCAACUGGAAGAGGCCGCCACAGUGGUGAACGUGGACGAAGUGAUGAAGGAGUUCGUUACUGCCGAAACAACGUGGUCAUUUAACCCACCGCUCGCUCCACACAUGGGUGGCAGUUGGGAGCGGUUGAUAAGUAGUGUGAAGCGGAACCUUCAGAAGAUCAAACCCCCACGAAAUCCAACCGAUGAAGUUCUACGGAAUCUGUUGGUUGAGGUCGAAAACAUCAUCAACUCCAGACCACUAGCUCACGUCCCAGUUGAUGACGAUAGUGCCCCCGCUCUAACACCGAACCAUUUCCUUCUUGACUCUUCAAAUGGAAUCAAACCGUUUUCCACCAUUGACGAUAGCAACGCUGCUCUCCGGCAGAAUAUCUUAGCGUCACAAGUACUGGCCAAUCAUAUCUGGCGGCGUUGGUUAAGCGAUUACAUGCCAAAAAUCACCAAGCGAUCCAAAUGGUUCAACCGAACCGACCCAAUAACGGUUGGCGACGUCGUUGUGGUUGCCGACCCUAAGCUACCUCAGAACUGCUGGCCCAAGGGAAAAGUCAUCGAAACUCUUCCAGGGAAGGACGGCGAAGUCCGCUCUGCCACCGUAAGGACCGCCACCGGCGUCUACGUUCGAGCAGCCACGAAAUUGGCAGUUCUAGACGUUGGGCGCGAUGGAGCUAAGCCAGCCUGA